GUAGCCUUACAGAGCCCUUGUUUUAUAGAUGGGGUCAGUGACACCUAAACCCUAAUUGAAAGCUACACAGAAGCAACAGCAAAUAAACUAUAGAAAACAUCACGUCCAGUUGAAAAGUUGCUUAGAAUUAGCCAUUGUGUAACAUAGUAAAAGUGAACUGAAAGGCAAAGCGCCCAUUGAAGUCCCUUAGGGCAGACAGAGUUGGUGAAGGAUCUUGAAUCUGCUCCUUGGCUACACACACAGCAGGGGUGAUACAGCUGAAGCCCCUCUAAGACUGGGAGCCAACAACGGCAUUUAGGGCCCCAUAAACCAUGGCAACGAGACAUGUGUCACCAGCGAUCACACUCGCUUCCUCCUGCCCAUCCCCCGUCAGGACAGAGCGCACGCUCGAAGCCGCUCGGAGAUGACCUCAUCUCUGGUGGGAUGACGUCAAAUUCAAGAUGGAUGGAAUCACAGCGGCGGCCGCACAACGGCGACUUAGCGAAUAAACCCGAGAGGCGGCGGAACAAGACGAGAACGCUACGAAACAAUUAAGCUGUGAGGUACGGAGGGCGCAUCCAGGCAAUGUUUCUACGGGCUUUUGGCUCUGCACAAACGACCCCAUCGAUUGUAACUCAGGGUUGGUUUACCCGCAUUUUUCUUAGCUUUCCUAAGCCCCUGCUGAACUAUAUCCUCCUUCAAGAACAAGCAGCCACCUUGCACCCCUUAUACAACCGCUUACUGCGCAUGCGUCAAUGUGCUGAGCAUAGCGAGCGCCUCUGGCGGGAGAUGGCCACGUGAGCCUCUCUUCGGGCAGCUAUUGGCUACCUGCAACAACUUUCUUGCUACGUCCCUUGUGCCAGUUCUGGAGCGAUCAUUGUGGUGACGUGAUCGCUUAACCCAUUAAACCAGCUUAAAGCAGCUACUUCCUCGGAAUAGUCUCGAACCUUCUCACACUUAUUAUAGCGCUAUAUAAAUCUUAGAGCAACCCAUGUGUCCGUCUGUCUGUUUUUUUGUUCAUGACGUGCUGCGUCUCGCGAGAUGAAAACAUGACGUCAGGAUUAUCUGUCAGGCAGGAGCCCAGGAGAUGGACUGUAAUAGUUUUGCUGAGAACGUCUGCAGUGUGUGGCCGAUACAUCUGAAAAAAUGGAAGGACUCAUGCAUUACAUAAAUCCGGAGCAUGCAAGCUGCAUGCUAAAUGCUUUAAAUGAAGAACGUCUGAAAGAACAAUUUUGUGAUGUUCUUCUAAUUGUUGGGGACCAGAAAUUCCGUGCUCACAAAAAUAUAUUGGCUGCUACCAGUGAAUACUUCCAAAGUCUGUUUAAUGAAACGAAUAAUGAAUCCCAAAUGGUCUUUCAGCUCGAUUUUUGCGAAGCAGAUGCAUUUGAAAGUGUUUUAAACUACAUAUAUUCCUCAUCAAUACUUGUGGAGAAGAGCAGUCUUGCAAUUGUUCAGGAACUGGGUUAUAGUCUGGGAAUCAAUUUCCUGACAAAUAUACUUUCCAAAACACCACAAACACCCUUUUCUUCCUUUGCAAAUGCUGAUUUUAAAGAAGAUGAUGAAAAAAGAAGUGUUAUUGUUUGUCAGAGCCGACUUGAGGCUCAAGAUAGAGACAUUAGUCAUGUACAGCAUGCCAAAAGCCAUCCUUUAAAACCUUCAUUAUUGCCUCAAGGGAAGACACAUGGAAAUAGGCAGCACUUGAGGUUAUCAGAACCACCAAACUGUUUGCUGGCUGAAAGAAAAUGGCGUAACUCUUAUGCCUCAGAUGAUCAAGGUAUAAGCAGACGGGUAAAAAGAAAAUCCACUUUGCCUCAAAAAUCCUCUCCCAAACUAGAAAGUGGAUGUUUGUUGGGAAAUACACCCGAAAUAUUUGAGAAGCAAACGUUGGCACCAGUUCCAUCUUCUUACUCCUCCUCAGAAUAUCCAUAUUCCGGUUUAGUAAGAAAAAAGGAAAGUGUUCCAGUUAAAGAGGAAGAAGAAGAAAGUGUUGUAUAUUACUCUAAGCUUGAACUAACUUCAGUUGGGUCAACAAAUAAAAACACUGACCAUAGUGGGCCACUUGUCAAAAGUCUUCUCCAAAGGUCUUUAUCAAUGGAUAGUCAAGUCCCGGCAUAUUCACAUUCUGCAGAAUUUCAAUCUUUAGAUGGAACAUCAGCAAUGAUUGAUAACUCUAAUAAGGCGAUGGCAAGUACAGGAUUCCAGAGCCAAUCAAAAACAGGGACAACCCUAGAUUCUAUAGACAAAGAAAAUUUAAAAAUCUCCUUUGUAUCGUCUAAGCCACAUUCCAGGGAGUCAAUACCAGAAAAGGAUGUUCAUAUAAAGAAAGAACUUGGUAGCCCUCCUUCGGAAUCAAGUGAGAUAUUUAGGGUUACAGUGGGAGAUGCUUCGCCACCUUCAAAUAGACAAGUUCCUGUUAAAGGGAAUGACAUUCCAAAUAUAAUUAAAAUGCCAAUUAAAAGAAAACUUCAAGCUGAUAGACGUAUGCUGCCAUCUAGAAGAGUAAAAAUGAAAGCUGAGGAUUCCCCUGACCAAGAUAAUUCUCUUGGAGAAGGAUCUUUGAUUUUAGAUGCCGACUCUUCAGAUUCAGAAAGCAGCAAAGAGCUUUAUGGUGAAGGGAGUGAAAGAAGACAAAAUAAAAAGUUUAAGUGUAAACAUUGCCUUAAAAUAUUUCGGUCAACUGCAGGACUUAACCGACAUGUAAACAUGUACCAUAACCCGGAAAAACCGUAUGCCUGUGACAUUUGUCAUAAAAGGUUUCACACAAACUUUAAAGUAUGGACACACUGCCAGACUCAGCAUGGCAUUGUUAGGAAUCCAUCUCCUGCAUCAAGUGGUAGCACUGUAUUGGAUGACAAAUUUCAACGAAAAUUAAUUGACAUGGUAAGAGAAAGAGAGAUUAAAAAAGCACUUUUAUUUAGGUUAAGGCGUGGAAAACAGGGCUUUCAAGGAUCUUCAAGUAGUCAAGCACAAGCCCUACGAAGAAGUUUACGGACAAGAUCAAAAAGCUCUUACAUAUGUAAUCAUUGUGGCAAAUCUUACCGCUUUCUCUCUCAGUUUAAACAGCACUGCAAGAUGCACCCAGGGGAAAAAAAUCCAUUUGAGAGCAAGCCAAAUAAGCACAAAGAGCCUUCUCCUCCAAAGAGCCCAGAGGAAAACCAAGAGUUCAACUGCCGGCUCUGCAAUGCCAAGUUUCCAUCUUUUGUGGAGCAAGGUAACCAUGAGCGGAUGUGUAGAAAUGCAACACUGUGCCCUUAUUGUAGUCUUCGUUUUGCUUCGCCAGAUCUAAAAAAUGAACAUGAAAGGAAAUGUGAGUACAAGAAGCUUACAUGUCUUGAGUGUAUGCGUACAUUUAAGUCUUCUUUCAGUAUCUGGCGACAUCAGGUGGAAGUUCAUAACCAAAACACUAUGGCUCCAACAGAGAACUUAUCCUUGCCGUUGAUCGAUCACAAUGGAGAAGUAAGGGAUGCAUCAAGGAUGAGAUCGUUGGCAGAGUCAAGCCAAGUCAAUAGCUUUCUUGCAUCGAAAGAAGAUGAAAUUUACAGUGAUUCAUCGGACCAUAUGACCUUCGAUUCUGAGGACUCCAAUUGUCUGCCUGAGGAUCUUAGCCUUUCAAAGCAGUUCAUUGGACAGGUCAAAGAAGAACCUGCAGAUGACAUGGAAGAUGACAGUGAAUCAAACUAUGGUCACAAAGAAGAGCUCUCUGAUUCUGAAAGGGGAGUGUGGGCUUGUGAGAAAUGUGGAAAGAUUUUCACCGUGCAUAAGCAGCUGGAGCGGCACCAGGAGCUGCUGUGUUCUGUGAAACCAUUCAUUUGUCAUGUAUGCAACAAAGCAUUCCGAACCAACUUCCGCUUGUGGAGUCAUUUUCAGUCCCAUAUGUCGCAUGGAGCAGACUCUCCUUUGAAAGAACCUGAAAUUAGUGCUCCUGUAAGCUCCCCAUCACCACCACCUCCUGCACCACCACCUUCUCCUCCCCCACCUAAACUUCAACCUGCAAUACAGGGCAGCCAUGCAACAUCCCCCGAUAAAAUCGCUCCUCCAAAAAUGUUUGCUCCUCAAGAGUCAGACACUCUCUUUUAUCAUGCUCCCCCCCUUUCAGCCAUCACUUUUAAAAGGCAGUUCAUGUGUAAACUUUGUCAUAGGACAUUCAAGACUGCUUUCAGCUUGUGGAGUCAUGAGCAGACACACAAUUAAAAUUCUUUGAACACUGGUCCUAAAUGAAUACAUUUGAAUUUCUUAUUACCACUUAGAAAAAAUAGCCUCUGAAGAUCUUGACAUCUGACCAAUUUCUCUUGGUGUUAGAUAAAUCAGAUGAUGUUCACGCAGUCUAAUAGGUUGUUGGUUAAGCUGUUAAUAAUCAAUAUGUUUUUUUCCCACAUGUGCAAGAAUUCCUGUCCUUUUCUUUUCCUUUUUUUUAUAUUGUUCUUUUCCCCCUUAGAAUUGGAGCUGUGUACAGACUUGAAAAUAUUACACAUCCAUGUGAAUGCCCUGCUAAAAAGGGGAUGAAAAUUCCAAAAUAAACUUUGGCCUAAUGAAA
This is a messenger RNA of Xenopus laevis (African clawed frog), 4513 nucleotides long. It is a transcript of the gene zbtb21.S, whose product is annotated as zinc finger and BTB domain containing 21 S homeolog. Gene Ontology annotation, molecular function: DNA-binding transcription factor activity, RNA polymerase II-specific. NCBI's taxonomy places the organism in Eukaryota, Metazoa, Chordata, Amphibia, Anura, Pipidae. Gene Ontology annotation, cellular component: nucleus. The coding region runs from base 1126 to 4170 and encodes 1014 amino acids. The record is from RefSeq and is a predicted model, not a curated record. The transcript has 2 exons. Gene Ontology annotation, biological process: regulation of transcription by RNA polymerase II.